GUUCCCAGGUUUCUGCCGUCGUUGUUGGCCACGGCGUGGGAAGCAGCUCUGGGGGAGCUCUGAGCUCCCGAUUACGGCUUCUCAGGGGUAGCCACGGCUAGGUGGGUAGAAGCGGGCUGGGUCUCCUAGUGGAGACCCAAGUCGGAUAGGCAGGUGCAUCAGUGCCUGGGGACUCUGUAGCUUCCUGUCGACUGGGUCGUGUGCCUUAUCCAGCUCUAGACCCGGCUCCCAGGGAGAACUCGGUGGAACUUCAAAAUCGCUGGGCAGGUCUGCCUUUCAACCAAUGCCCCUGUCCCUGGGAGCCGAGAUGUGGGGGCCUGAAGGUUGGCUGUUGCUGCUGUUCCUGGCAUCAUUUACAGGCCAGUGCCCCGCGGGUGUGCUGGAGACCACGGAUUUGGUCACCGUUGUGCUGGGCCAGGACGCAAAGCUGCCCUGCUUCUACCGAGGGGAACCCGACGAGAAGGUGGGGCAGGUAGCAUGGGCUCGGGUGGACGCGAACGAGGGUGCCCAGGAGCUGGCGCUACUGAACUCCAAAUAUGGGCUACACACGAGCUCAGCCUACGAGGGUCGCGUGGAACAACCACCCCCGCCACGGGACCCCCUGGACGGCUCAGUGCUCCUGCGCAACGCAGUGCAAGCAGAUGAGGGCGAGUACGAGUGUCGGGUCAGCACCUUCCCUUCUGGCAGCUUCCAGGCACGGCUGCGGCUCCGAGUGCUGGUGCCUCCCCUGCCCUCACUGAUUCCUGGUCCACCGCUAGAAGAGGGCCAGGGCCUGACGUUGGCAGCCUCCUGCACAGCUGAGGGCAGCCCAGCCCCACAAGUGUCCUGGGACACAGAGGUCAAAGGCACACCAUCCAGCCGCUCCUUCACGCACUCUCGCUCUGCUGCUGUCACUUCAGAGUUCCAUCUGGUGCCUAGCCGUAGCAUGAAUGGGCAGCCACUUACCUGCGUGGUGUCUCACCCUGGCUUGCUCCAGGACCAAAGGAUCACCCACACCCUCCAAGUGGCUUUCCUUGCUGAGGCCUCUGUCAGGGGCCUUGAGGACCAAAAGCUGUGGCAUGUUGGCAGAGAAGGAGCUAUGCUCAAGUGCCUGAGUGAAGGACAGCCCCCUCCCUCAUACAACUGGACACGGCUGGAUGGGCCUCUGCCCAGUGGGGUACGAGCAGAAGGGGACACUCUUGGCUUUCCCCCACUGACCACUGAGCAUAGUGGCAUCUACGUCUGCCAUGUUAGCAAUGAGCUUUCCUCGAGGGAUUCUCAGGUCACUGUGGAUAUUCUUGCAGACCCUCAGGACCCAGGGCAACAGGUGGAUCUAGUGUCAGCAUCCGUGGUGGUGGUGGGUGUAAUCGCUGCCCUCUUGUUCUGCCUUCUGGUGGUGGUGGUGAUACUCAUGUCCCGAUACCAUCGGCGCAAGGCUCAGCAGAUGACCCAGAAAUAUGAGGAGGAACUGACCCUGACCAGGGAGAACUCCAUCCGGAGGCUGCACUCUCAUCACACAGACCCCAGGAGCCAGCCGGAGGAGAGUGUAGGGCUGAGAGCCGAGGGCCACCCCGAUAGUCUCAAGGACAACAGUAGCUGCUCUGUGAUGAGUGAAGAGCCAGAAGGCCGCAGUUACUCCACACUGACCACAGUGCGGGAGAUUGAAACUCAGACUGAAUUGCUAUCUCCAGGCUCUGGAAGGGCAGAGGAAGAGGAAGAUCGAGAUGAAGGCAUCAAACAGGCCAUGAACCAUUUUGUUCAGGAGAAUGGGACCCUGCGGGCCAAGCCCACGGGCAAUGGCAUCUACAUCAAUGGUCGGGGACACCUGGUCUGACCCAGGUCUGCCUCCCUCCCCUAGGCCUGGCUCCUUCUGCUGACAUGGGGUAUUUUAACUCAUCUCAGGGGGGCCUCCUUAAAUGCCCCUAUCUCUUGAGGAAGAUGCUCCCCACCCCACUGACUGCUCCAUGUUUUCCUCCAAUCCUCCUGUUUAUUGGGAGGGCUCCAUUGGUUGAGUCUCUCCCACCGUGUAUGCAGGUCACUGUGUGUGUGUGUGUGUGAUUUUGUGUUUGUGUGAGCAUUCACGGUGUGUGGAGGGAUGAUUGUCUAUGGUUAUAUAUUGUGCUGUCAUGUUAAAGUCCAAGUGGACAGUGAUGUGUGUGCCACAGGAUUUGGGUGGCUGUGUGGGGAGUGAUGUCAAGGUUUGGUUUAUGUGUGAUGUGACUGUGUGACCUCUGCCUGCAAAUGCAGGUUUUUUCCUCAGACCCCAGAGCAGUAUUAAUGAUGCAGAGGUUGGAGGUGAGAGGUGGAGACUAUGGGUCAGAUCCAGGUGUGCGGGCAUAGCUGGAGCUGGAAUCUGGCCUCUGAAGUGGGGGAGCUGGGUUCCCACCACUCUGGAGCCACCGGGCAAGUGUGAAGUGGCUGCCCAGGGGUCUGCCAGAGGUUUGAACUGUUACACGGAAGAAGCCCUCUGCCCUCUGGUGGCCUGUGGGCCUGCUGCAUGUACAUACUUUCUGUAAAUAAACUCACAGGGAGCUUUCAGAGCGCUACUCCAGUUCCCGUGUAAGAGAAAGAGAAAAAAAAAAAUUAAAAACCUUUUGAUUUAUCUGCAUGUUUGUUACUGGGAUUGCUUACUGGGAGGCCAGCCAAAUUAGGAAUUCAGCAAAGCUGGACCUCACUCAGACCCCACUCAGUGGGCUAAUUUCUGUGAUUGUGAAAGGUGAUUCUAGGGCAUCUUCACCUAGGCAGUCCCUGUGGAGGGAGCCUGAUGGCUGGUGACAUCUGGAAUUGGGGUGUGAGCCCGGUGGCUACUGGCUAAGGGAGAACAAGAAAGUCUUCUUGAUCCAAACAGCCCCUCACCUUUUCCCCUAGCCCCAUUCCGUUUUUUAAGUUGUAUUCACAGUUGUUUGUGGUCCCUUUUCGUAUCCCACCCUGGAGUAGUGGAGAGAGGGUAGUUCUUAUAGAUGGGGGAGGGUGAAUGUUCAGGUGAGGGGAAGGAGGCGCCAGGGGUGAGAAUGACUCCUUUUCCCAGGGGUUUCUGGGUCGUUGAUUCAGGGCUCUUUUGGCAGUUUCUCUGAGUGGGGUUUGGGGCUAGAUGUUUAUAUUUAUUUGGCCUCAAACCGAAUAGCAAGAUUUAGGGCUAUGGAUGUGGCUCAAUGGUAGAGUAGCUUGCUUAGCAUGCCUGAGACUGAGGGUUCAAUUCUUAGCACUAAAAAAAAUAAAGAGAGAGAGAGAG
Molecule: messenger RNA, 3211 nt
Organism: Marmota monax (woodchuck)
Lineage: Eukaryota; Metazoa; Chordata; Mammalia; Rodentia; Sciuridae
Gene: Nectin4
Product: nectin cell adhesion molecule 4
Exons: 9
Coding region: 284-1813 (509 amino acids)
Biological process (GO): symbiont entry into host cell; homophilic cell-cell adhesion; heterophilic cell-cell adhesion
Cellular component (GO): adherens junction
Source: RefSeq, a predicted model, not a curated record